UAUAUUCCCACCAUAACAACCGCUGAAUUUUAGCGUUGCUAUGUGAAGCUUAAUCUAAAACUUGUAUACAGUUUCGAAAUAACGUUGUCUGAGGUGAUACGAUUAAACCGCUAUGUUACAAUACAAGCAACUUCUACAAUUGUGCAUAAAAGGACUCAAUUCUUUCCACAGCGAAAGUCAAAGUGUUGAGGAACAUAUUAAAGAAUUUUUGAAAUGUCAAAAAGGUUUGGAUUCCGAUGACCACUUGUUCAUUGUUGAAGUUUUUUCUGGUUGUGUUCAAUAUCAGAAGUUGUUACAAGUUGUGGUUGAUGGAUUCUUUUGUACUGAUGGUUUAACUUCUUUGAAAUCAGACACAAGCUUAUAUCAAAUAUUAUGCUACUUCCUAAUGUUCCGUUUGGAUGAAAUCCGGCCUACAAACUUCAAUAAAUUUUUAGCAACUCAACCAACAAAUAAAAUGCACAGAUUUCUCAACUUUUUCUUAAAAGAUGAAAAUUUAUUUGCAUGGAUUUAUGAUGGAUGGUGCAAGUUAUAUGAAUCUUCAUUUAUUGAUGAAAUCAUAAAAAGAAUUGUGAGAUGGAAGCCAGAACUGGAUAAUAUACUAAUAAAGUUAGAUGCAGUGGUUAACAACACAAUAAUCACAAAGAAACCUGCAAAAACUCCAACUAAACCAGUUUCCUUCAAACUGUCUCAACCAAAACCACGUUCAAUUCCACUUCCGGAACAGAUUCCGAAAUUACCUAAGCAGAAGCCUGUAUCAACAAAAGUUUUUAAAGAACCAAAAGAGAUAAAAGAAAUUGAAAUGUUGAAGCAGCAAAACAAAGUAGACGGAGAAAUGAAAUUGUUGGAAGCAAAUGAGUAUCAGUUUCAAUGUGCAAAUACUCAUAAGUCGUAUAAGACAUGUGAAAUAAUAAAGAAUAUUCGGGAUGAAGAGGAAAAAAAGCUUGAUUUCAAUAAAAGGAAUGCACAACCUGCACCCAAACAUAAGGUGAACAAACCGAUAAAGAUGAAUGCUGCUGCUAUCCUAAGAGAGGGGUCCUUGUUCCAAAAAAAAGAAAAAGCUGAACUACAAAAGUUGGAAAACUUGCUGUGUGGCGCCAAGGACGAAUCCGAUUUCGUUAACUGGCAAAAGUCUGUUCAACAAGAAGAUAAAGACAAAGAAAUAAGAGAAACAGAAUAUCGCAGAGUGUUGGGAAAACUAAGUCAUGAAGAAGCAAUUCUUGCAAGACAAAAUCAAAUUAAAGAAAAUCAAGUUAAAGUGUCUCAGCUAAAGUCCGAAUCUGCCAAAAUGAUGAAAAAUUAUUUAGUUCUUCGAUUAGAAGAAGAGAGACAUAUGAGGGCUCUGGUUGAACAAAUUAUUGAAGGACAUCACAAUGCCCAGGAUGCCAAAUGCAAACUCAAGGAGUACAAAAGAAAGAUAGUUCAGGAAGUCAACGCAGAAAGUCGAGAAAUGAUGAAAACUGCAUUGGAGGAAGCUGAGGCCGAAAUGAGGAGAAAAACUGAGCUUAUUCAACACAUUAGAGCUGCAGAAUCUGUCCCAAUAACAAGACAAAAGUUGGUGGAUCUUACUGCAACUGCCGGUCAUGCUCUCUUGUCAGAAAUGUCCAUCGCUGAACUGCAAGAACGACUAAGUUUACUGAGAGAAGCUCAGAAUGCUGAAGAAGAGAAUCGGAGAGAUAUGAUUAUUCAAUCAAAACAAGCUAAGAAUGAGAAUAUAAUGGAAACUAUUGCUCGAAUUUCUGUUCACAGAAAUGAACUGAGCAAAGCAGCAUCUAUUAGAGCUGAAGAAAAACAACUUGCCAAGAAAGAACGCGCUGAAAAAUUAAAGCAGGACAAAACUCUGCAAUAUUUAGAAACAUCUUUGCAAGAAAAAAAAGAAGAAAGAAUAAGGAGAGCAAAUGAAGCUAAGAUUAAACCUAACAAUGCGUCUGCUGUAAGGACUCGAAGUUUAAUAAGGGAAAAAAAGCAAUUAGAAAAAACGAGAUGGCGUCAGCUUGAAAUGGGUCAACAAAGGAUGGCUGAAAAAAGAACUUUCCGUGCACCAGCUAACCAGAAGAACAAUGCUGUUGUGUUGAAAACUACUAUUGCAACGAACUAAUGUUGUAUUUCUGUUGUACUUUUGCACACUGUUUAAAAGUGUUACAUGACGACGUAAUUUCAUUCUGGUAUACUAGACAGUUUUAAUAAAUUCAACUUUUAAACAUGGGAAUGUAUACACUGAAUAUAGUUGGUUUAUUAUACUAUUUAUUGUUGUUAUUUUUACUUACAAUAGCAUAUUUUACAACUUUUAGAAUUUAGGUUAACCAUCUUUUAAACGAUAGUCUGAUGGUAAGGACUAUAAUCCUUCCAUACUUACAGGCUUGUAGCCAAGGAAUUGCCAGACUUUUUGUGUAACACUUUCAUUAACAAAUUCUUGUCUUUGUUUUUGCAUCGCCAUUGUAUAGUUGCAUUCUUGGUGUGUUAGUUGUUUUUUUGUUCCAGUAAGUUCAGUUGGUUUAUUUGGUUGAUUAUUGCGAAUGCUGAAUCUUCUUAAACCAUUGCUUGUCUUCUGUUCUCCAUAAGCCAUUUUAACUUUGUUAAAACCCUGGGUAUUUAAAACUAACAAAAAUACAGUAUCAGUGGUGUACAGUACAAAUAAAAAUAGUUAAAACU
Ciona intestinalis (vase tunicate) is the source of this 2649-nucleotide messenger RNA. NCBI's taxonomy places the organism in Eukaryota, Metazoa, Chordata, Ascidiacea, Phlebobranchia, Cionidae. The record is from RefSeq.